UAGAUGAGUUUGUGUGUAUACAUACAUACAUGCUUUGCUCAUAAAUAUCUUUCUGAACAAUAUAUUUUGCAAUUUACUUUUUAGGAGAAAUACCCUAUCAAAUAUUAGUUUUCCACAUAGUCAUAGAUAUUCAGUUGGAUGGAUAUAAAUCAAUUUAGACAGUACCCUACUGAUGGACAUCUAUAUUGUUUCUAAUUUUUUGCUGUUUUAAAGAAUGCUAAAGAAAUGUAUUUGUACAAACCAUAUAAGAUACAGGAUGAAUUCCUAAAAGUAGGAUUACUGGGGCAAAAAAUAUGUGGGGUUGUGUGUGUGUGUGUGUUUAAGUAGAUAUUGCCAAGUUUCUUUCCAAAAAGAUUAUACUGAGUUGUGCUCCUAACAUAACUUUUAGUCACACCUCCAUCAAUGUUGGAAAUUAUUUUUAUGAGGUUCAGAAUUUUUUCUGGAUAAUUUUAUAAGUUAAAUAUUCCAUGUGAACUUUACAAAUCAAUUUCUAAGGAAUAAUUUUGAGAAAUUUUUAAACAUUUGUCUUAUAGGUCAGUUUAUGAUAAAUUAACUUUGCCUAUGUAAGAUACGUCUUUCCAUUUUAGUUACGUCUCUUAUGAACUUCAAUAGAGAUAUUAAACAAAUAGUCCAUCUUUUUCAUUUAUUACUAUUUAUUAAUCACUUAUUAUGGCAUUCCAUUGAAGUCCCACUUUUGUCUCAUACUGAAUUGGCCUUUCUGUAUAUUUCUAUGGCAUUAUCUAUAUAUACAAAAUAUAUAUAUAUUUCAAUAUCUUGGUAAAUAUUUAACUCCUCUUGGUAUCAGUUUAUUAAUUUGUAAUGUGGUAAAUAUAUAAAUUUUGCAAAAUUAGUGGAGAAUUAAACAUAAUAUUAAAAGUUCUUGCUUCUCACCUGGUAUGUUCUGAAUGGAAACUGCUAUUCGUAUCAACACCAUCAUCAUCAAUAUGUGAAAACCCACAGGAGUCAAGCAGGUGAGCCUGAACCCAGAGCUGCACAUACGGUUUAUCAGAAUGUGUGGAGGUAAAGCCAUCUGAAGGAAAUUCAAGACCACAAAAUUUACUGACUGAAAUACAUUGUAUUGUUCAUACCAAGAAUAAGUGCAUUUGGAGAAAGAUCUUUUUAUUCUGCUAAAUCAUGAUGGAAGCAGAAGAGCAACAUCAGCCAUGGAAGACAACCUUCUACUCAGAAUUACCUAAAGUGGAACUUCAUGCCCACUUGAAUGGAUCGAUUAGUUCUAAUACCAUGAAGAAAUUAAUAGCCAAGAAGCCAGGUAUUAAAAUCCAUGAACAGAUGACGAUGAUUGACAAGCAAAAAAAAAGAACUUUAGAAGAAUGUUUCCAGAUGUUUCAAAUUAUUCAUCAGGUUACUACCAGCCCUGAAGAUAUUCUAAUGGUCACAAAAGAUGUCAUUAAAGAAUUUGCAGAUGAUGGUGUUAAGUACCUGGAACUAAGGAGCACACCCAGAAGAGAAAAUGCUACAGGAAUGACUACAAAGACUUAUGUGGAAUCUGUACUUGAGGGUAUAAAACAGUCCAAACAAGAAAACUUAGACAUUGAUGUUAGGUAUUUAAUAGCAAUCGACAGAAGAGGUGGCCCUUCAGUAGCCAAGGAGACUGUUAAACUUGCUGAAGAGUUCUUUCUUUCUACUGAGGAUAUAGUUCUUGGCCUUGACUUCAGUGGUGACCCUACUGUAGGACAAGCAAAAGAUUUCCUGGAACCCCUGUUAGAAGCUAAAAAAGCUGGCCUUAAGUUGGCAUUGCAUCUGUCCGAGAUUCCAAACCAAAAAAAAGAAACCCAAGUACUCCUGGAUCUGCUUCCUGACAGAAUUGGGCAUGGUACAUUUCUCAACUCCUCUGAGGGAGGAUCCCCAGACCUGGUGGACUUUGUGAGGCAACACAAGAUACCACUGGAACUCUGUUUGACCUCAAACCUCAAAAGUCAGACAGUUCCAUCUUAUGACCAGCAUCAUUUCAGGUUCUGGCACAGCAUUGCCCAUCCUUCUGUGAUCUGUACUGAUGAUAAGGGUGUUUUUGCAACAGACCUUUCUCAAGAGUACCGGCUGGUGGCUCAAACAUUUAAUUUGACCCAGUCCCAGGUGUGGGAUUUGUCUUAUGAAUCCAUCAACUACAUCUUUGCAUCUGAAAGCAUCAAGUCUGAACUGAGGAGGAAGUGGAAUCAUCUAAAGCCCAAAGUACUACACUUGUAAGCUAUGAUGAGAUGAACUACUUUCGAGGUGUGUUGUAACCAAGAUCUUCCCACCAUAUCCUACUUAGUAAACUGGGAUUUUAAAUAGAGUUAAAUAGUGUUAAGUUCCCUUAACACUCCAUUUGAAGCACAGCAGCUAAGCACCACGGACUCCAGCACCAGCACCUUACUUACGGUGGGCUCUGUUAAGUAUGUCUUCAACUGACUAGCAGACUCUGCAGUCUGACAUAGCUUACCUCCAUGCUGCUUCCUGGAAGGCCUUACAUGUUCCUGCUAACUAAACUCCCUAUUCCACCAGUGAUUUUGACUUAACAGCCCCUCUCCAUCAGGAAUAUCAAAGUAAUUUCUCAUCAGGAAAAGUUUUAUAAUUACUAGUCAAAAUAAGGUGCAGAGAGAGGGGAAAACAGAUUGCCCCCAAGACCUUAAACCUUCUAGCUUGUGACAAUAGCUCUGUAUUUUGUUGUGCUCACGUUAAUAAGACUUCCUUUACUCAAGUAUUCCCCAAAGCUGCUGACUCCAGGCUACACUGCCUACCAUGGAUUUUUGUGAAUAUAAUCUACUUUGGGUGACUCUACUGACAGAUAAAGCUAACUGCUGAGA
This is a messenger RNA of Manis pentadactyla (Chinese pangolin), 2804 nucleotides long. It is a transcript of the gene MAPDA, whose product is annotated as adenosine deaminase like. Gene Ontology annotation, molecular function: adenosine deaminase activity. The transcript has 11 exons. Gene Ontology annotation, biological process: inosine biosynthetic process; adenosine catabolic process. The record is from RefSeq and is a predicted model, not a curated record. The coding region runs from base 1135 to 2205 and encodes 356 amino acids. NCBI's taxonomy places the organism in Eukaryota, Metazoa, Chordata, Mammalia, Pholidota, Manidae.